Messenger RNA from Planococcus citri (citrus mealybug), 2598 nucleotides. Its product is annotated as juvenile hormone esterase-like. The transcript has 11 exons. The record is from RefSeq and is a predicted model, not a curated record. Bases 321 to 1967 code for a protein of 548 amino acids. NCBI's taxonomy places the organism in Eukaryota, Metazoa, Arthropoda, Insecta, Hemiptera, Pseudococcidae.
UGAAAUAAGUAUAUUAUGCCUAUGCUUGAGUCCACUUUAUAUUCAUUAUUUUAUCAUCGGUGAUUCGUUAAAUCAAUAGAAUUAAGAAGAAGUUCAGUUGUUGCGUUUUGAGUACACUAUACUGAUCGCGAUUUUUUCUCAUUCGAUUUUUUCCUGGAAAUAUCGGUUUUGUAAGUGCAAACGAUCUACUACAUCUAUAAGUAGAUUUAGAGAGAUAGUAUGAACUGUAUCCUACAUAGUAAACAGGCAUACCUACCUAGAUAUCAACAUACAAGUGAAAUGAACACGUAAAGAUUUUUUCCAAGCACCAAAACGAAAAAAUGAUCAUGUUUGGGCACAAAUCGUUCAAUUUUAUAAUAUUCGCUUUUUUUGUAAAUUUGACUAAUGGAAUCCUAUUAAAAACAAAACAAGGAAUUCUGAAAGGUGAAGUUUCUAAGAGUAGAUCAGGUAGAACAUUUUACUCCUUUUAUGGCAUCCCAUAUGCAGAGCCUCCUGUGGGGAAGUUACGGUUCCAGAAUCCGAUCCUCGCUCAACCAUGGGAAGGUAUAAGAGAUGCUACUGUUUUACCACCUUCUUGCAUUUAUCAUUACUUUGAAGCAGGCGUUAUUGGCCAAGAAGAUUGCCUUUAUUUGAAUGUUUAUACCCCAAAAAUUACAAAUGAAACUUUGCUACCCGUAAUGGUACUCACAUUUGGUGGUCGUUUUAUGUAUGGAGAUGCUCUACCUCAUAGAUAUGGACCCCAUUACUUAAUGGACAGAGACGUUAUUCUGAUCACGUUUCAUUACAGAUUAGGAAUUCUAGGAUUUCUUAGCACUGAAGAUGAAACAUUACCGGGGAAUUACGGUCUGAAAGACGGAGUCGCUGUGCUACAAUGGGUACAAAAGUACAUCGCUGAUUUUGGAGGAGAUAAGGAUAGAGUGACAAUAUUCGGAGGUAGUUCUGGGGGUAUGACAACUUCGUUGACGUUACUUUCUCCUCUUGCAAAAGGUUUAUUUCAUCGUGUUAUUUCUCAAAGUGGGGACCCUUUCAGUUUCGACCUAUGCUAUCAGGGAAGAUUGGCUGCUUGGAAACUUGGUUCUAUGGUUGAUUGUACUGGAGACGAUGUUAAAACUUCGGAUGAUUUAGUGAAGUGUCUGAAAAGCAUUCCAGCUAAAGAAUUAGCUUCUCAUAACAAUGAUUUCUUCACCCAUGGAAUUAUGAUACCAUCGAUGCCAUGGAGCCCGAUAAUAGAAAGUGAAAACGUUCCUGGAGCUUUUCUAGUCGACGAUCCUACAAAUUUAAUCCAAAGAAAUUCAGACAUUCCUUGGAUGAUGGGAAUGAAUUCUGAUGAAGGAGGCAUGAUGGCCUUAUUUCAGUAUUUUCGCCCGGAUUGCACAGCUUUAUUGGAUGAAUUGAAUGAAAAUUACAAAGAGCUAUUUCCUUUAAUAUUCGGAUAUGGGUGUCACGUUAAAGAUCCUGAGCGACUGGACUUCAUAACAGAAACAUACAAAAAACAUUAUUUUGGUGAAAACAACAUCUCCCAAGACGCCUAUGGUUUCUCAAAGAUGUUUUCAUCGCUAAAAUAUCUGUGGUUCACAAAAAAAUCCAUGGCAUUGUAUCAAGGACCAAAAUACUUUUAUUAUUACGAUCACAAGAAUGAAGAAUCAUUUGCCAAGACAAUGAUCCCCAACGCCAGUGUUGAAUUUGGUGUUAUUCAUGGAGAUGAGCUCAUCAGCUUAUUCAAUUGGUCUUCUGAGAUAACACCAGUUACCAAGGGUGUGGAUUUAAUUGUUUCUGAACAAAUGCUCGACUUGUGGACUAAUUUUGCUGCUAAUGGAGAUCCGAAUUAUAAAGAUAAGCGGAUUUGGGAUCCUGUCGAAUCAAGCGAUUUGAAUUAUUUGCAUAUACAAGGAGGAACGCUUCAAAUGAAGAAUGAGUUUAUGAAAGAAGAAUCUGAAUUUUUAGAAAAUAUUCUUGGUGAGAGCUGAAAGUCAUUUUUAAAUGUGGAUAUCAAUAAAAAAAAUACAACAAAGAAGCAAUGCUGGUUCAUUUUUGUUGAGGCGAACGAUGAACUAUAGUCUGUCCAACUUAAGAAGCAUAACGCUCUAACUGAAAAGUUUCUGUUUCGUAGCCAAAUAAUUUCAUAUUUAUUUGUCAACUUAGGAUGCAUCAAUACUCGAGACGAAAAUUUGAAACAAUUUUUUGAUCUAUUUACGUUCAUUUAGGCAAAAACCUUACAUAAUCUUGCAUAUUGCUUAAUUUUUUAUCUUUCUUCUACACUUCCCAAUCCAUCUAAUGGCUUUAAAAAUGAAAAAUGAUUUAGAAAUCUGUUUUACAUUUAUUUGCAAGUGGUGAAGUACCUUAAGUUUUCAAUAAAAACCAAAAUUAUUUGGCUGCAAAAUAGAAACUUUUCAGUUAGAGCGUUAUGCUUCUUACGUUGGACAGACUAUACCCAAUCGAUCAGAAUAAAAAUGAGUUUUUGAAAAGUAUGUUGGUAGGUAAUUGAAACCUACUUAUGUGGUAUUUCUUUCAUUUUAUGAAUGUCUAUUUAAGAAUGUCUAUUCGAUUUCCUGUGAAAAUAUAACUUUGUUGUUUUGUUUUUUGCAAAAAUGUAAAUUC